CUUGGUGAAUGCGUGAAUGGCCUUAUUGGCUUUUAUUCCGGCGGUGCUGCUUUGAACGAGUGUCCUGUGACUCUUUUCACCCACGUGUUUAGUUUUCUACGAACAUUCGGAACGUCCGAUCGAAAAUCAACAUGGUUGUGAUUUCGUGGCUGCUUCUGCUCAUUGGUGUCCUAGAAUCCUUCGCCGCGGAAUGGAACACACAGGACUAUAUGAAGCGAGAGCAUUCUCUAAUCAGGCCAUAUCAAGGCACAGGUAUGACGAUACCUAACUGGGACUUUAUGGGAAAUACAAUGGUAACUAACAAUUAUAUCAGGUUAACACCUGAUUUACAAAGUAAACAAGGUGCCUUAUGGAAUUCUGUGCCAUGCCAUAUACGAAAUUGGGAAUUGCAAAUUCAAUUCAAAGUACAUGGAAAUGGAAAGGAUUUAUUUGGAGAUGGUUUUGUUAUUUGGUACGCCAAGGAAAGAAUGAAGCCAGGUCCAGUAUUUGGGAGCCGAGAUUAUUUCCAAGGAUUAGCAGUAAUACUUGAUACCUACAGCAAUCAUAAUGGCCAACAUAACCAUCAGCAUCCUUACAUCUCAGCAAUGGUUAACAAUGGAUCUUUGCAUUAUGAUCACGAUCGUGAUGGCACUCAUACACAACUUGCAGGAUGUGAAGCAAAAUUUAGGAACUUGGAACAUGAUACACACAUAUCUAUAAGAUACGAGAGAGACACUCUAACUGUUUCCACGGAUCUUGCUAACAAAGCAGCAUGGAAGCAAUGUUUUCAAGUAAAUGAAGUUAAGCUUCCAACAGGAUAUUAUAUUGGAAUUUCUGCUACUACGGGUGAUCUGUCUGACAAUCAUGACAUAUUGUCAAUUCGUUUAUUUGAAUUAGAUUUAAUAGAUGAUCCUAAAGAUCGGGAAGACAGAUCACAAAUUGUGCCAUCAGCAGCGUUUUAUGAUCCACCAAGAGAACGUGUAGAAGAUCUGAAGCAACAUAGCUGGAGUGGAAUAAAACUUUUCCUAUUGAUGUUAUUGGGUGCCCUUGUAUUAAUAGCCUGUGUUGUAAUUAUAAUUAUGCUUCAUAAGAAACAUCAGGAAAAUGCCAGAAAGCGAUUUUACUAAGUCAAGAUUUAGAUAGCGUGUGUGUUUUGAGUGUUGCAGCUUAUCGAUUUAUCCUUUAUCCAAGAUUUCUCAUAUAUAAGAUUUAAGUUAUAACAUACUAUGAGACUGUCCGUAUUUGGUUUCUUUGCUUUAAAAUUAGUAUUUUCUUUUAUGUGUAAGAAUAAAAGUCUUUAGGAUAAAGGAGAGACAUAUGUGUGUAUGUGUAUCUAAGUUUUGUAAUAAUUCCAAUAUUUAC
Molecule: messenger RNA, 1341 nt
Organism: Trachymyrmex septentrionalis
Lineage: Eukaryota; Metazoa; Arthropoda; Insecta; Hymenoptera; Formicidae
Product: vesicular integral-membrane protein VIP36
Exons: 7
Coding region: 132-1106 (324 amino acids)
Biological process (GO): endoplasmic reticulum to Golgi vesicle-mediated transport; Golgi organization; endoplasmic reticulum organization
Cellular component (GO): Golgi membrane; endoplasmic reticulum membrane; endoplasmic reticulum-Golgi intermediate compartment
Molecular function (GO): D-mannose binding
Source: RefSeq, a predicted model, not a curated record